AGGAAACCUCGUGCUCGUUUCCAGACCAUUUGACAGAGAGGAGGAGUCAGGCGACUUAAAAACCGGUUUGACCUGAUUAUCGACGAUAUAUCCUACUCGGGAAGAAAGAACACGAGGCGUGUGCAAAGAUAAUGGAAGAGUAUAAAAUUUACGUCGGCAAUCUGAGCUACAGCACCGAUGAUGAUUCCCUCAAGAGCCAUUUUGAGGGCACAGUGGACGUUUUAGAUGCUAAAAUUGUCAAGGAACGAGAAGAUGAAAACAGAUCAAGGGGGUUUGGCUUUGUAACAGUGAGCUCAGCAUAUGAUGUUCAAAAGGCAGUGGCAGAAUUUAAUGAUACUGAAUUGGAUGGUCGAACAAUCAGGGUAUCGAAAGCAAAUGCCAGAGGUGGAGGUGGCGGCGGUGGUGGUGGUUACAGACGAGGAGGAGGAGGCGGUUACCGAGGUGGCAGGGGAGGUGGCAGAGGAGGAGGAGGAUACAGAGACAGGAGUUAUGGUGGAGGAGGAAGUGGUUAUGGGAGCAGAAGCUAUGGAGGUGGUGGUGGUGGAAGUUAUGAUGGUGGUUAUGAUGGUGGUUAUGAUGGCGGCUACUCUGGUUCCUACUCUAGUUCCUACGGAGGAGGAGGAGGAGGUCAAUACAGAAAAGGCCGUGACUGGUAAUGAUCUGUUCAACUUCCGUGAUUCAACUGAGUUCCUGUAUUUGCAUUGAUGUGCUGAGGUGCUAGAACAAGACAAAAAAAUUCGGUGUGCUGUCCUGAAACUUGAUGAGUGAUAAACCUCAGCUUAUGAUGUUCGGUGCACUGAAGUUUCCUGUGUUGUUGACCCAUGUGCUUUACUGCUAUGAAAACCUCAGCCAGUGGUGUUUGGCUCUCUGAUGUUCUGAUGAAAUAUAUCUUAUGUUAAAUAGCUCACUUUAGCAGAGACCAUAUAUUCAUUUGUAUCGUUAUUGAAUAUAGCACAAGAAUAAGUUUUUCUUAAGUCCUUUUUUGUGUAUUUAUCCAACCAACACUGUUGGCUUUCCUCUCUUUUUUAUUGAAUUUUCCAUAACUUAGCUUUAUUAAAAGAAAACGUUUUGCUGUG
Stylophora pistillata is the source of this 1076-nucleotide messenger RNA. RefSeq lists its product as uncharacterized. The record is from RefSeq and is a predicted model, not a curated record. Gene Ontology annotation, molecular function: RNA binding. NCBI's taxonomy places the organism in Eukaryota, Metazoa, Cnidaria, Anthozoa, Scleractinia, Pocilloporidae.